Messenger RNA from Vespa velutina, 5019 nucleotides. RefSeq names its product suppressor of hairless protein (gene Su(H)). Bases 1253 to 2773 code for a protein of 506 amino acids. NCBI's taxonomy places the organism in Eukaryota, Metazoa, Arthropoda, Insecta, Hymenoptera, Vespidae. The record is from RefSeq and is a predicted model, not a curated record. The transcript is spliced from 3 exons. Gene Ontology annotation, molecular function: RNA polymerase II cis-regulatory region sequence-specific DNA binding; DNA-binding transcription activator activity, RNA polymerase II-specific. Gene Ontology annotation, cellular component: nucleus. Gene Ontology annotation, biological process: regulation of transcription by RNA polymerase II.
AACUACGGCCCAGUGGUGUAACUCCGUUGUUCUGAAUUAUUGCGAUAUUUUUUUAACUGCUAAAAAUUCGUUUGGAAGAAAAUUCUAGUUUGUAUGAAAAUGAGCGUUUCAAUUUAUAAAUUUAAAAACAUAAAAAAAAUUGAAUUUUAUGAUGAAAAGUAUUCUUUCGGUCUUAAAAUCAGUAUGAUUUAAAGCGCGGAAAGAAAACGAUACUUCUUAAAUUUUUGCCUAAAAUAAAAUCAAUAUGUGAUAUUUUAUAUCAUAAUGAAUUAUGAUUGAAUUCACGACAUUCAGAUAUUUGAAAGUGCAAUUUUUGAUGAAAACAAGCGCCUCUUUUCAAAGCACCUACUGUUGUCAGUUUGGAAUACGGCCCUGCUGCAGCCACUUACGCGGCGGUAAUAACUCUACGUUGUCGCGCCGAACUUAGUUACUCGACGAGUGUCGGCAGAAGUGAGUGUUUCACGCGUUCCAAAUAGCUAUACGCGCUUUUUCAUUUUCUCACCAAAGAUUUUGAGUUUGUCAAAAAAACAAGGAAUACAUAUUUUUCAUGUAGUUUUACACGCGUAGAAAUAUUAUCCGUACAUUUGCGGAUUAUAUAUAUAUAUUUUUUUUACUUUUGAUUUUUUCUUUAUAUAUAUUUUCCCUACAAACCAGAAAAAACAUUGUAUCAGGUGAUAACAUCAUACUUUGAAAAGACAUUUAAAGAGUCGCGCGCGCCCUACCAAUGUGUAUUUCGUUUACUUUGGUUGGUAGGACUGUUCGGAAAAUUCGGAAAGUGAACAGGUGUUUUUUGAAUGGAUUAGCAAGAGAGAGAGUGGGCAAAAAGGAUGCGUAAGGAUUCGGUGAAUGGUGAAUGAUCGGUGAAUUAAAGGAAAUUUACAAAUGAUCAAGACCUUGAAAAAUGCCCAUGAAUAUGGAUUUAGAUUCGGGUUACUGAUCAAAAUGAGGUGAGUCCUAGGAACGUAACCUCAGUCGUAUAUGAGCGGUGUGUACCUGUAACCUCGCAAAGCGAAAAGGAGUAAUUUACAAAUAUCGCUAAUUAAAAUAUAUUUAAUGGAUAUAAAUAUGAAAUAUAAUAGCACAAGUAUGAUGACCAGAAAGACAUUAAUUCAUAAAAGAAAAAUGAGCUCAGCUCGGUUCCCAUGGCAUGUAUAAGAUCUUGGAAGAAUAAAAUAUGCAAAGGAAAUAAGGAUAUAAUUAGCCACAACGGCAAAAUAUUGCAUAAUCUUGAAGGUAGAAUUAAAAUUUAAAUAUGCCACACCAAUUUGGAUUGCCCACAAUGGCUCAUGGCAUGCAGUCUCCUCCAUCACCGACUUCAGUCAUGUCGGUAUAUCCUCGCUAUGGCUCAGGCAUGUAUAGAUCUGAUCAUCAAGACCAGAGACUUACUCGUGAAGCAAUGGAACGUUACCUACGUGAUCGAAGUGACAUGGUGAUUGUAAUUCUGCAUGCUAAGGUAGCACAAAAAUCAUAUGGUAAUGAAAAGCGAUUUUUCUGUCCUCCACCGUGCAUUUAUUUAUUUGGUGAUGGUUGGAGAAUGCGACAAGAACAGAUGCUUCGUGAAGGUGAAAGUGAACAAUCAGCUCAACUUUGUGCUUUCAUUGGAAUUGGCAAUUCUGAUCAAGAUAUGCAACAACUUGAUCUCAAUAAUGGAAAACAAUAUUGUGCAGCAAAAACAUUAUAUAUUUCAGAUUCUGACAAAAGAAAACAUUUUAUGCUCUCUGUAAAAAUGUUUUAUGGAAGUGGACAUGAUAUUGGUGUAUUUCACAGUAAAAGAAUAAAAGUAAUUUCCAAACCUUCCAAGAAAAAACAAUCUUUAAAAAACGCAGAUUUAUGUAUUGCAAGUGGUACAAGAGUAGCACUUUUUAAUCGCUUAAGAUCACAGACUGUAAGCACACGUUAUCUCCAUGUAGAAAAUGGUAACUUUCAUGCAAGUUCCACACAGUGGGGUGCAUUUACCAUUCACUUAUUAGAUGAUAAUGAAAGUGAGUCUGAAGAAUUUCAAGUGCGCGACGGAUAUGUUCAUUAUGGUAGUACAGUGAAGUUAGUAUGUUCAGUCACGGGAAUGGCAUUACCACGGUUAGUAAUCCGCAAGGUUGAUAAGCAAAUGGCCAGUCUUGAAGCAGAUGAUCCGGUAUCACAGCUUCAUAAAUGCGCCUUCUAUAUGAAAGAUACGGAUCACAUGUAUCUUUGUCUUUCUCAAGAACGUAUUAUACAAUUCCAAGCAACGCCAUGUCCUAAAGAAGCAAAUAAAGAAAUGAUAAAUGAUGGUGCUUGCUGGACGAUAAUUAGUACAGAUAAAGCAGAAUAUCAGUUUUUCGAAGGCAUGGGACCAGUAAGAUCGCCUGUAACACCUGUACCACUUGUCCAUAGUCUUCACUUAAAUGGUGGUGGAGAUGUUGCCAUGCUCGAAUUAACUGGUGACAAUUUUACUCCUAAUCUUCAAGUAUGGUUUGGAGAUGUUGAGGCAGAGACAAUGUAUAGAUGUCAAGAAAGUAUGUUAUGUGUUGUACCUGAUAUAUCACUCUUUAGAGGAGAAUGGUUGUGGGUACGGCAGCCAACACAAGUUCCAGUUUCUUUAGUGCGAAAUGAUGGAAUUAUUUAUGCAACUGGUUUAACAUUUACUUAUACUCCUGAACCUGGUCCACGCCCACAUUGUCCACCUGCAGAUGAAAUAAUGAGAGCUCCACGUGCCAUGCACAAUCAAGCUAGUAUGUCGUCAGCAAUAGCUGAUGUACCAUGGAAUACACAUCAACCCCCGCAAUCAGGCCUCUGAUGUUCUCUAGAUAAUUAUAAUAUGAACCAAAGUCUAAAACAUAGUGAUACAAAUGAUGUUCCAUUUGCAUCUGUUGACAAUAUUGAGGGUACUAGUGGUAGUAUCUACAUCAUGAAGAUGUUAUCGGUGGAAGUCAAUAGCGCUGCACGAAAUUUAGACAGUAUAAAAACGUAACAUUUAGCUCAUCUUGUAAAAGGUGCGCAAAAUAUGUACAAUACCGUGCAUUAUUUACAUAUUAAUAUAUGGACUAUAAGUUGUUGAUAAAAAUUUACAGAGAUAAUAAUUUAUAGCAAUCUUAGAUAUAAGAAUUUACAUGAUAAAGAUGUGAAUAUUUAGUGAAUUAUACAAUAAAAAGACAGGUUAACGGGUUUUAAGUGAAUGAUGCUCAUAGAUAUAUUACUCAAAUAUAACAACAUAAUUGUAUAACAUAUAUGAGAACAACAAUUUUAAAAUGCAUAUUUAUAAAGGUAUGCAAUGUAACUUCUAUAAUUGCAUAUCAAUAGGGAAGGAAUGGUUGUGCAUUUAACAGUGAUACAGUCACUUUUAAAAAAUCUUUAUAACUACUGUUAUUGAAAGAAUAUAGUUACACAUAAAUAUUUUACCUGCAGGAUAAGAUAUAAUGCAAUGUGCAAUGUGUCUAGAAAUGAGCAUAAAUAAAUAUUUUGCACAUUUAUAGAUUCAUACAAGAACGAAAUCACAAAGAAAUCUUAUUAUUUAUUAAAACGUCCAUUAAUUAUUGAAGCUUGAACGAAUGUACAUGGGUUUGUGUGUAAAUCGAUAUUAAUUCAAGAUUAGAUAUUAUCUUGUCAAUAGAAAUUAUAUAUUCUUUUUCUGUAUUAAAAUGACACCUAAACAAUUUUGUUAUUUGACAUAUUGAUUUAUUUUAAUGAUUAUACGCUUUUAAUUAGUAUAUAUAUUGUAAAAAUUUAUAUUGCUUGAAUCUAAAUGUUUGUAUGAAUUGAACGUGACUCCAAAUUUAUGUUGAACAUACAUGUAAAUAUAUAUAUACGUACAUACAUAUAUACAUACAUACAUACAACAUACACACACACACACACACAAAUCGAUUUUGUUUCAAUUUUGGUAACAUAUUUCUUGCACUUACUAAUUUUACUGAUUUUCUGCAAUAUAUACAGUAUUUUCAUAUGUUCUUUAUUAUAUACUGCAGGCAAAAAAAUAACUUUUUACAGGAACAUGGCUUGUAUAAUCAACAAAAAACAUAAUCACCACUACCAUUGAUUAUAAUUAGGAAUUUCUCAAAUAUAUAUUUAACUUCAAUAAUAUUUUUUCUAAAAAAGAGCAAGCAUGAGAUUUAAAAGCUUGAUUACUUAUAAAGAUCUAUACGUAUGAGUUUUUAUGUCACUAUGUGUUUUAGAAUAAAUUGACAUAAUUUACAUUAUAUAAUUUUUACUUUAUGCUCCAAAUGUUUCCUAAUCCUAAAUACUAUGACGAAAAUAAAUGCAAUGUUUUUCUACUAUUCUUUAGAUCAUACAAGUAAUUUUAAAAUAAGAAUAAAUUUGUAAAUAAAAACAAUAGUCAAAUAAAUAAUAUAUGCAUAAAACAAAAUUUGAUUAAUCUCAAAAUAGAAUUAUCUGUACAUAAUCGGAAUUUGUAUGAUUGCAAUGAUUACAAAAAUGUUUAGUGCAUUUUAAUAAAUAAGUCAUAUAAAAUGUAAUUUGGUGUAAAAUUAGGUAUUUAUAAUAUCUGUAAUUACUAACAAUUAUUGGGAUUAUUGAUGAAAGCACUAAUUUAUCUUCAUAUUUGUAAAUGUAUUAUAGCGUUUUAUCUUUCAUACAUGAACUAUCUACAAAACGAAAACUUAUGUAUGAUCUUAGAAAAUCUUUUCAAAUUUAAUCGAAUUCAUAAGAUUGUUUAAUUGCUACAUACAAAUGAAAAUUCAAAACCUUGUACUUAAGAAAAUUACAUAAACCUGAUAAAGUUAACAUUUUAAUUUAAGAUCUAGUUUAAAUAAAUCUGGUUCAUUAGGUUUGCAGAGUUGUCUUUAUUUCUUUUUUUUAAAGUAUAUUUGAACGUAGUCGUCUCAAGGAGGAAAUGAGAUAACAUCAUCUUAAGAAUGUCUUCCUGAAAAGAUCUAUUGUGAAGGGGAAACAUGUAUGUGUUCCAUGGGAACUUACUCACGAUUAACACUUGUAUCGCAUAAUUGAAGAAUACGAUUGUCUUUAUUAUUCACAAUAUAUAAAUGUGGAUUAAUAGUAAUUAUAUUCUUGAAUAUCAUCGGACGGAUA